AUGGUCACGGCCGCUGGGGGCGGAAAUGCUAAGGGGAGAAAAUGGCAUAGCGACGCGGCACACGCUACCACGCCCUUUGUCGGCGACGGCGUCAAUUAUGCCAUGCGAGACACCGUCAUUCUUGUGGGCAAGCUGAAGGAGUUUGGUGUUACUCCAAAGACCGUGACUGAAUACGAAAAGGAAAUCUUCCCAUACGCCAUCGAUGUCAUCGAAAGGAGCAUAGCAAGCGGCAAACUGUUUUUUGAAGACGACGCCCCUCGAUCGUUUUCACAGGCUAUGUCGUCCGCAAGCCCGUUGAUUGGGAAAACAGAUGAUCUCUGA
Ilyonectria robusta is the source of this 321-nucleotide messenger RNA. RefSeq lists its product as uncharacterized. Bases 1 to 321 code for a protein of 106 amino acids. The record is from RefSeq and is a predicted model, not a curated record. NCBI's taxonomy places the organism in Eukaryota, Fungi, Ascomycota, Sordariomycetes, Hypocreales, Nectriaceae. The transcript has 2 exons. Gene Ontology annotation, molecular function: FAD binding.